UUGGAUUGUUGGAUCUAAACCGAACCCCAACACCAACCCGAUAUGGAACUAUUCAUCUGAACCGACUCUGGUUCGCUUUUAUUAAAAGGAUCCUCUCUCUUUCUCUCUUCUCUGCGAUAUUGAAUAUACACAUACCUCAAAAAUUAACGGUAAAGAAAAGAUAGUUAAGAGCAAUGACGACUGCAGCUCGACCGACAUGGGCACCUGCAAAAGGUGGUAAUGAACAAGGCGGUACUAGAAUUUUUGGUCCGUCUCAGAAGUACUCGUCGAGGGACCUUGCCGCUCAUACAAAUCUAAAGCCUAGGAGGGAAGGGCAAGACACACAGGAUGAACUGCAGAAAAGGAAUCUCCGCGAAGAGCUUGAAGAGCGUGAAAGGAGACAUUUCUCAUCAAAGGAUAAAUCUUAUAAUGAUGAUAGAGACCGUAGAAAGAGUAAUCAACUUCUCCUGGAAGGUGCAAAGAGGGACACUGAAGACCGCAUCAUUCCACGCAGUGUAGAUGCUGAUGAUUCUGAUGUGGAAGUUAACAAUGACGAUGAGAGUGAUGAUGAGGAUGAUGACGAUGAUGAGGAUGACACAGAAGCUCUUAUGGCUGAGCUUGAAAGAAUUAAGAAGGAAAGAGCUGAGGAGAAGUUACGACAGGAACAACAAGAAGCAGCUGAAGAGCUUAAAGUCAAGGAAGAGCAGCUUCUCAGAGGGAACCCACUGCUUAACAACCCAACAUCUUUUAAUGUGAAAAGGAGGUGGGAUGAUGAUGUGGUCUUCAAGAACCAGGCCCGAGGUGAAACCAAAGCACCCAAGCGCUUUAUCAACGACACUAUCAGGAAUGACUUCCACCGAAAGUUCCUGCAGAAGUACAUGAAGUAAUUCGUUUAAUCAUAAUUGACUCGAGUCUAAAAGAUUAACGUGGAUUUGAGUCUGCUGUAUGUAUUGAAAGUAACAACUAUCUCAGCUGGUUUGAAAUUUUCAUUUGUUUUUAAUCCCUACUAGGGUUUUGUGAUGGUUUCCUUACAUCGAUACAUUUGAGGAACUGUUUCGCAAUGAAAAAAACUUAUCAUCGAAGCAUUGGUUUCA
Messenger RNA from Ricinus communis (castor bean), 1073 nucleotides. RefSeq names its product protein CWC15 homolog. Gene Ontology annotation, molecular function: RNA binding. The record is from RefSeq and is a predicted model, not a curated record. Gene Ontology annotation, cellular component: catalytic step 2 spliceosome. The transcript has 8 exons. Lineage: Eukaryota; Viridiplantae; Streptophyta; Magnoliopsida; Malpighiales; Euphorbiaceae. Bases 174 to 866 code for a protein of 230 amino acids. Gene Ontology annotation, biological process: mRNA cis splicing, via spliceosome.